AUGUGCAGAGUGUCGGCGCCGAAGAAGAGUAGAGGCGAUGACCUGAAGAGGAGAGCGCACAACGGCAUCGAGAAGAGGCGUAAAGACAAAAUCAAUUACUGGAUCUAUAAGUUGGCGGAUGUGUUGCCAUUCAAAGAGGCGAAACGCGAGUCAAAGAUACGACUUCUGGAGAAUGUGUUUCAAUACGUGAAUCAACUGAAGGAGAAGAACGAGAGUCUCGUGUUUGGCAACAUUAACAGCAUUAACGCCAUCCACGUCGAAGAGAUCCGGUGUUUGACGAAGAGAUGCAAAGAAUUGGAGGAAAAGAAUAUAAAUUACUAUCAAUUGCUGGAAACGGCGGGCAUUCCGGCCACUGGUUUGGCACAAGACAUACAGUUCCAGAGGCCCACCAAGUAUUCAAAGAAGAUCACUGAACAACAGUUGAGUGAGUUCUUGACGGUCAACAAGAGUGUCAACAAGAAGUUGGAUCAACUCAAUGCUAGUAAUAAGCGGACCAAUGAUUUCGGUGAUAGUGUGUCGCAGAACUCGUCCAAACAAAUGAGAUCUGAAUCCAAGAAACGCAAAGACAAUAAGCGAGGACUGGAGGCCAAGAACUAUACGCCGACACCUGUUCUGCCGAAUACAUUGAAUCCGUUGAACCACUCGAGUGUCAUCUCCGGUCAAACGGUGUCCAACUCGGGACCAAUUGUUAUACUCAAUGACCAGAACCUGUCGACAGUGAGCGCCGACGACACCCCGCGACUGAUUGUCACAAACAGUUCCGCCAAUGACUUGAAUAACGCGUUAAAUGCGAUACAAAUUCGUCCGCAAAUGGGUUCACAACAGCUGCAGAUUGUGUCGACCGGUCAGGGAUUGGAUGUGAUUCACGGCAACACUAAUCUCGGGGCGGGUUUACUGUCGGGACUGUCCGGUCAGAUACUACUUAACCUGAACCAACUGAACCAACCGCCGCCUCCACCGCAACCCCAGGCGAGCGCCGUAUUGCUAUCAAACGGACAGCUAUUGCCGAUCAUAACUCAGCCACAGGUCACACAACAGCCCCUAAUCUAUCAACAGCCCAAUCAGAGCUAUGUGUUGGUGCCCACAAACAAUCAAUCGACCAUUUUUGGUGGACAGGCGGCUAGUAUUGCAUCCAAUCUGAACGGUCUGAACGGUUCGUCGUUCAAAAUAAUUCCCAUUUCGACACAAAUCCCCGAAAUCGAGAUCGAAGACCAGAAACCAAAGAUCACUCCCGAGAAGACUGUGACUAAAGCGUUGACCACAACUAUAGAGACGAUUACCAUCUCUGAGAGCACACCCACUCCUCAAUCACACGACUCUAGUGACUCGCCGGACAUCCCGACCACUAUUUCAACGGCCACCACAACCACCACCGAAUCAAUAGUGACUAUCACUAGCCCUAAGACUCCAAUCCUUACUACCGAUACCAAUAGAAAUUUAAACAGUAAUGUCAACUCAAAUGCUGUCAAUCCUCUCACCAAUAGUAACACCAAUUCUCAAAUCAAUGGGAAUACUACCGGUGCUGUUACUCCUAAUAACAUUACCGCUAAUAAUAAUAGUAGUAAUAAUAAUAAUAAUAAUAAUAAUAGUACGAAUACUAAUCAUGAUAAUAAUAUAAAUAAUAGUAUUAGUAGUAAUAAUAAUACCGGUACUGAUAAUAAUAAUCUGAUUAGUCACUCGGCAAUUAAUAUUGGUAUUAAUCAACCACAACAACCACCA
Molecule: messenger RNA, 1719 nt
Organism: Oppiella nova
Lineage: Eukaryota; Metazoa; Arthropoda; Arachnida; Sarcoptiformes; Oppiidae
Source: the annotation of a GenBank genome assembly